AUGGUGCACUCUACAGAACCCACCGCAAUACUGUCACAUCUCCACCGUACUGACGGCUCUGCAACCUUCUCGCAAAAUGGUUACACGGUCAUCGGCGCGGUCAAUGGCCCCCUCGAGAUCCAACGACGAGACGAGCUCCCAGAGGAAGCUGCUAUCGAUGUACUGGUUCGACCCGCGGCGGGUGUUGGGAGUACACGGGAACGACAUCUUGAAUCAAUCCUGCAAUCGACUCUGCGCCACAUCGUACUCAUUCACAACUUCCCCCGAAGCCUCAUACAGAUUACUCUCCAAAUCACAAGUACGCCAGAGAGCGACAGCGCAGGUUCGAAGUUAGUACAGGCAAGCUCGAAUCUACCCAUCCUGCCCGCCCUACUUCAAACCGCCACACUUGCCCUAUUAUCGGCCUCGAUGCCUCUCUCCAUGACAUUGACUUCGGUCUAUCUUGCUCUUUCCCCAGAGGGUAUUAUCAGUAAUCCCACGCCCCUCCAGUCUCAAAGCGCCAGCUCGAACCACGUUCUGGCCUUCACAUCCAAUGGGGACUUGUUGGUCGCGGAAAGUGAAGGAAGCUUCACGCUGAAAGAUUGGGAGGGUGUUUAUGAGGCGGGAAAAGCAAUUUGCUGCGACAAUUCUGGAGCUCACGGAGACUAUGCCAUGGGUGAUGACGAGAAGGAUGUGAGCUUGAGUGUGUUUCUAAAGUCCACCCUGGAAGAGAAGAUCAAGACGGACCUCCAAUGGAAGGAUUGA
This is a messenger RNA of Drepanopeziza brunnea f. sp. 'multigermtubi' MB_m1, 744 nucleotides long. RefSeq lists its product as uncharacterized. Gene Ontology annotation, biological process: nuclear mRNA surveillance; rRNA catabolic process; poly(A)-dependent snoRNA 3'-end processing. Gene Ontology annotation, cellular component: nuclear exosome (RNase complex); cytoplasmic exosome (RNase complex); nucleolus. The record is from RefSeq and is a predicted model, not a curated record. NCBI's taxonomy places the organism in Eukaryota, Fungi, Ascomycota, Leotiomycetes, Helotiales, Drepanopezizaceae.